Meloidogyne enterolobii is the source of this 246-nucleotide messenger RNA. The record is from the annotation of a GenBank genome assembly. Lineage: Eukaryota; Metazoa; Nematoda; Chromadorea; Rhabditida; Meloidogynidae.
AUGAUAAUUGCUCGCCUUAUGGGUGAUGAUCGCUACGAGCCAAAACUAUUCUAUCGAGCGGAGAACAGCACUCGCGACUAUCCUAAUUUGGUUCCUUGUCACUUGAAUGAGAAGCACAUGGUUUGCAAAUGUGAACCCGAUGCUUCAUAUCUUAUGGAAUGGAUUAUUCGGAAAGAUGGAAAGCCUCAUCGUUGCGAGUGUGGACAUUGGUUCAAGGCUGUUGACGCUGAGCCCGAGACCGUUUAA